Molecule: messenger RNA, 2763 nt
Organism: Pelobates fuscus (common spadefoot toad)
Lineage: Eukaryota; Metazoa; Chordata; Amphibia; Anura; Pelobatidae
Gene: POT1
Product: protection of telomeres 1
Exons: 18
Coding region: 45-2309 (754 amino acids)
Biological process (GO): regulation of telomere maintenance via telomerase; telomere capping
Cellular component (GO): nuclear telomere cap complex; chromosome, telomeric region
Molecular function (GO): telomerase inhibitor activity; G-rich strand telomeric DNA binding
Source: RefSeq, a predicted model, not a curated record
CACGGGAAGCGUGCGUUCCACAGAGCGGGUGGUUGCUGGGUGCCAUGCCUGUCCAUGUAGUGCGAGAUGGGCACAUUGAAGCUCAGCUUCCCAGCACCGCGCGCAGGAUCCAGCUCAGAGCCCUGCAGCUCGGCGCUAACCUGGCAGACACUUACCUCCUGGGUCAGGUUUCACUAACCUAUCCUUCUUCUAAGCUUGGAAAUGGGUUGGAAUUAUUCAAAUUUGUUCUUGAAGAUCCUUCUGAAAAAAAUGCAAAAUUGAAAGCCAUUAACACUUUUAUCUUCGGAAAGAUGGCUGUAGAAUGUGGAAAAGCUAUGCGACAAGGGGAUACUGUUGUGGUUUUUGGUUUUGAUUUAACGAAGUCUCCAUCUGUAAGCAGAGAUGGGCGACAUAGAUGCCAAAUAGAAUUGUCUGAAGAAAAAGGAUCAGAGAUUUAUAUUUUAAAUAAAUCAGGUUCCCGGGCAGAAUCUACAGCUUCUGGAUCAAAAUAUUCCUAUACUACUCUUGACCAACUCAAAGAAGGCAUGGUAGCCAACCUUUUUGGCGUUGUCAAAUUUUUCAAGCCGCCUUAUCGAAGCAAAGGAACAGACUAUUGUUCAGCCAUAACUAUUGUGGAUCCAUCGGAUGUCAAGUUAAAAUGUAUGCUCUUCAGCGGAAGUACAGAUACUCUGCCUAAAGUUUAUAAAAUUGGGGAUAUUGUAAGAUUUCAUAGAAUAAAGAUUCAAUCAUUCCAUGAGGAAAUCCAAGGUAUUACUACAGCUGGUUUUUCAGCAUUGGUAUUUGAUGGUACGGUUGGUGCACCGAUGUGUCCCAGAACCUCAAGUAACUCGUACACCUUUACUAAAGAAAACGAAAAAAACGUAGACGCUUUACGCAAAUGGGCAAUUAAUCAUCUCGACCUUCCAGGAUCGAGAGUAAAACUGUCAGACGUGCAGCCUCUACAAUAUUUUGAUUUGAUCUGUCAUCUUGUUGCAAAGGCAGAGGUUGAUAAAACAUCUUAUCUCCUAAAAGUUUGGGAUGGUACCAAAUGUGUUUCCCCUACAUGGAAAAUUUGUGUAGAAGACGAGGCCCUGGAAGGGGAAAGAAGUCUUAUCCACAAACUGCGCAAUCUCACAGUAGAUGUUUUGGUUUAUGAUAAUCACGUGGAAUCUGCGAAAUCUCUGAAGGUUGGAAGCUGCAUUGUAAUUCACAGCGUACAUACAAAGCUUCAUGCAGCCAACGCUGAGAAUCAAACCAGUGCAUCAUAUCUGGAAUUUUACCUUCAUGGAGGCACAGGUUAUGGCCGUGGAAUUACUGUUCUACCCGACAAUAAUUAUGACGCCCAAGAGCUUAAGAAAUUUCUAGACACUGUUGACCCAAAAGAGUAUGACCGUUACGAGGAGCCUUGCAUCUCUGAAGCACCAUUAGUUCUCACAUCUCAUUGUGAUUGGCAGACUAUACCUCUGGCCACUGUAAUCAACAGUCCCGCUCCAAACAAAUUCCGUGUCCGAGCGCAACUGCAACGUUUUCAGCCGCAGAGACUCGAUCAAUCUGUUAAGCUUCACUGCACGAAAUGUAAAUCACUGCAGGAUGCUCCAGAGGAGCACGAUUUAAACAUUAUUUUUCAAGAGCGUGUCAUGUUACAUCCAAAGCCAGUUAUCCAGAAUACAGAGUGGUAUCAGUCUGCGGUAUGGGGCACUAAUAAUCCAAACAGGUGUAUAGCUGCUCAUUUUGUGAGAAAAUGUGAUUUACACCAAGACCCAGAAAACACUUUAAUCAUGGUGGAAGGAGCUGCGUUGCAGGAAAUUUACAAACUAUCAAAACACUUCGGCAGCGUAAUACCUGUUAAAUCUGACAAGCAACAACUCGAAAUAGAUCUCUCGGCCCCGUUUCUCAUUGAAGGCAACAGAUGGCAUUAUGGGUGCAGAAACUGUUCCAAUGUUAAACGUAUAGAUGCACUCAUUCCUCUAGCAAACACAUCUUCCUGGGAGACCACUGCAAUAGCAGAAGCAUUGGGUAUUGAACCGCUAAGACACGUGUUUGUCAUGAAUUUUACGUUGGCCGAUGAAACGGGUCUGCUUAAGGCCUACCUAUGGAACUAUGCUGAACAGUUUUUUCAGAUACCUGCCUCUGAGAUAUUAAUGGACAGUCUUCUUCAAGACAAACUCUGCAAGAUAAUGGAAACACUGUGCCCUCCAAGAAAAAAUAACAGUGAAUGUCCUUGGCUGGAAUUCUGUAUUCGUUCCUACAAUUCUUCAGAUGGCGGAAAAGAACACAUUUGCUAUGAGGUAUUUGAUACUGAAGUCACAGGAACAAUUUUAAAUCAUUGAUCUCUUCAAAGCUACAAGAAGAAGCCCGUUCAGAAGCAGCAAUUUUAUUUAUUUUAUUUUUUUGUGUGUUUAACAUGUUAAUUUGCCUAUUGUUUCAAUCAAGCACUGUGGAUUCUAAAUUAAACACACGACUGACACUUUUGUAUAAGUGUGUUAACUGCUAAUGAACCGCUGUGGUUCAUUUUUGUUAUAGUGACCAUGUUUAUAUUGGCAUAUCCCUUAUGAUGUCUUUUUGUAUAUAUAUUUUUAAAUAUGAUCUGUUGAAGGGAAGACAAAAAUAAAUGAAUCAUGGAUUAUUCAUUGUUGUGGCAGCUACCUUUCAAUGCAUUGUAAUAUAGAUCUAUGGCGUUCUGUUGCAGUGUAAAUACCAAUAACUAAAUCUGAAAUUGUGUUUUAGAAUCUUAUUGUGUAAAUACACUUAAUUUGUGGCAAUUUAUAUACAACACAGCUUGGC